AUGGCGAGCUUCCUCCCGCGCGCCACCUUCCCCUCCCAGCUCUCCCUCCCGCGCUCCUACUUUCUCGGCCACCAUGCCGCCGGCCUUUCGAAGAUGAAAACGAUGCUCAGCUCCAUCGACCUCAUCAUCGAAUGUCGCGACUACCGCGUGCCGCUCACAUCGCGGAACCCGCUGUUUGAGCAGAGCCUUGCGGGAAGGGAGAGAUUGAUUAUCUAUACGAAGAGGGAUUUAGGGAGUAAGGACCUGGCUUCUGAUCAGAGGAGGGAAGAAAUCAUCCGCGCCUGGCACGCUCCACAUCCUACACUCUUCACGGACCACAAAUCGAAGAAGGACAUCAAGACUGUCCUCAAUUUUGCGAAAGACCACGCUGCUUCCCGAUAUUCCCUCCUCGGAUCAAGGAUCUUGGUUGUGGGUAUGCCGAAUGUGGGAAAAUCGUCGUUGUUAAACGCGUUGAGGAUGGCGGGGGUACAUAAGGCGAAGGCAGCGUAUACUGGGGCUCAACCUGGCGUGACGAGGAAGAUUGCCAGCGGAGUGAAGAUUGUGGAUAAGGAUGAAGAGAAAGGGACUGAAGGGGUGUAUUUGGUUGAUACGCCGGGUGUAUUUGUGCCAUUUGUACCGGAUGCGGAGGCAAUGAUGAAGCUGGCGUUGGUGGGGAGUGUGAAAGAUACGAUUAUUGCCCCGGUCACGCUGUGUGAUUAUCUGCUGUUUCAUAUUAAUAAGCAGCAGGGUGGAGAGGCGUUGUAUAAGGAGUUCUGUGGGCCGACGAAUGACGUUGUGGAGUUUUUGGAAGCGGUUUCGAGGAAGACUGGACGCUUGGGAAAAGGCGGGAUUCCGGACUUGGAUGCAUCGGCGCUGUGGGUUAUUCAGAAGUGGCGACAGGGACAUUUGGGCACGUUCGUGCUGGACGAGGUUGAGAAAGAUGGCUUAGAGAAGAGGAUGCGGGAGGAAGUUGGAUUAAGUCUCAGUCAGGCGAGGAAGCAGGCAAAGAAUGCACAGAGAGCACGGGGAAAAGCACGACAAGCCGAAGCGGCGUGA
Molecule: messenger RNA, 1035 nt
Organism: Hyaloscypha bicolor E
Lineage: Eukaryota; Fungi; Ascomycota; Leotiomycetes; Helotiales; Hyaloscyphaceae
Product: P-loop containing nucleoside triphosphate hydrolase protein
Exons: 2
Coding region: 1-1035 (344 amino acids)
Cellular component (GO): mitochondrion
Molecular function (GO): GTPase activity; GTP binding
Source: RefSeq, a predicted model, not a curated record